AGGGGUUUUAGACUAAGCUGGCUGCGGUGUGUAAACAACAAUUAUGAGACCGGACCCCGGGAAGUGGGAUUAUCGGAGGUCAGAGCUCAGGAGCAUGUCGAGCACUUCGGAGGACAUCCGGAGGCAACUGAAGGUGCGGCGUCAGAAGCAGAGGGCCAUUUUGGCCACGAGAUGGCGCUGCGCCCAGGGAGGAUUGGAGUUCGAGCAGCUGGACACCUUCUACGGAGCCAUCAGGCCAUAUCUCCGUGUGGCGCAGUUUUUUGGCAUCAUGCCCUUGGCGAAUAUCCGGAGUCGCGAUCCCCAGGAUGUGAAGUUCAAGGUGCGGAGCAUUGGCCUGGCAGUCACCGGUCUCUUCCUGCUACUGGGUGGACUCAAGACUUUGGUGGGUGCCAAUAUACUCUUCACAGCGGGUCUGAAUGCCAAGAACAUGGUUGGGCUGGUCUUCCUCAUCGUGGGCCUGGUCAACUGGCUGAACUUCGUGGGCUUCGCUCGCUCCUGGUCGCACAUAAUGCUGCCCUGGAGUUCCCUGGACAUUCUGAUGCUCUUUCCGCCGUACAAACGCUGCCGGCGCAGCCUUCGGUCAAAGGUCAACUUCAUUGCGCUGUGUGUGGGCAUCCUGGCAGCGACCACAUGCUGUACUAUGUGUCUGGCUACUGCAGCUACAGCACGCACAUCCUGCAGUGCCACACGAACCACUCGCGGAUCACCUUUGCACUUUACUUGGAGAAGGAGUUCUCCGACAUCAUGUUCAUCAUGCCCUGCAACACCUUCACCAUUUGCUACGCAUUUUGGAUAAAUGGAGCUUUUACCUUCUUGUGGAACUUCCUGGACUUCUUCAUUGUCAUGACCAGCGUUGGAUUGGCCCAGAGGUUCCAGCAGUUUGCCGCUCGAGUUGGCGCCUUGGAGGGUCGUGUAAAGCAAUCCAAGCUGUUCCUUAUUAAACCUAUUUCCUUAUUAAAUCUAUUUUCCAUUCAGCAAGUUCCCGAGGCUCUUUGGUACGAUAUCCGCAGGGAUCACAUUCGCCUUUGCGAGCUGGCCAGUUUGGUGGAGGAGAGCAUGUCCUGCAUCGUGUUUGUAUCCUGUGCGAAUAACGUGUAUGUGAUCUGCAACCAGGCUUUGGCUAUUUUCACCAAACUGCGCCAUCCCAUUAACUACAUCUACUUCUGGUACUCGCUGCUCUUCCUGCUGGCCAGGACCAGUCUGGUGUUCAUGACGGCCUCCAGGAUCCACGACGCCUCGCUUCUGCCCCUGCGAUCCUUGUACUUGGUGCCCAGCAAUGGCUGGACUCAGGAGGUGCAGAGAUUCGCCUACCAACUCACCAGCGAGUUUGUCGGCUUGUCUGGCUAUCGCCUCUUCUGCUUGACCAGAAAGAGUCUUUUCGGAAUGCUAGCCACUCUGGUGACCUACGAGCUCAUGCUGCUGCAAAUGGAUGCAAAGAACCCCAAGGGACUACGCUGCGUGUAACCAAAUCGGGCAACUGGAACUUAACUGAACUUAACUUAGCCGAAUGCGUAAUAAAAUAGUAAUCAGAUGCGAAAACUGCGCCUAAAAAAGGGUAGAAUAGUGUGAGUUCAUGCUGCCAAUUCGAUUCGGGUGGCUUUUAAAUGGGCAACAAGCUGCCAGGAUAAUUGGCCAUUCCGAGUGUCAUUUCAAUUUCAAUUUUUGGCCAGCUGUCAGUCAGCGAGGGCGAAUCCACAAAUGUGAGGGCAACCAAAGUCGUUUGCCAUUAGCUUCAAUUAUUCCUACACAUGUAGGCAAACGUAAUGUUGAUGGCAGCUCGAUGAGUUUUGGAAGG
Drosophila yakuba is the source of this 1795-nucleotide messenger RNA. It is a transcript of the gene Gr61a, whose product is annotated as gustatory receptor for sugar taste 61a. Gene Ontology annotation, molecular function: sweet taste receptor activity. The transcript is spliced from 7 exons. Lineage: Eukaryota; Metazoa; Arthropoda; Insecta; Diptera; Drosophilidae. Gene Ontology annotation, cellular component: membrane. Gene Ontology annotation, biological process: detection of chemical stimulus involved in sensory perception of taste; sensory perception of sweet taste. The coding region runs from base 172 to 1464 and encodes 430 amino acids. The record is from RefSeq and is a predicted model, not a curated record.